Molecule: messenger RNA, 2477 nt
Organism: Pleuronectes platessa (European plaice)
Lineage: Eukaryota; Metazoa; Chordata; Actinopteri; Pleuronectiformes; Pleuronectidae
Gene: fbxl13
Product: F-box and leucine-rich repeat protein 13
Exons: 21
Coding region: 1-2355 (784 amino acids)
Biological process (GO): SCF-dependent proteasomal ubiquitin-dependent protein catabolic process
Cellular component (GO): SCF ubiquitin ligase complex
Molecular function (GO): protein binding
Source: RefSeq, a predicted model, not a curated record
AUGUGGACAAGCUUGCUGACAGCUGCAGGUCUGUCAUGUCCCAGUGAUCCCAUAGAGUUUCUGAAGAACACUCUUCUGGCCCUCUACGGACCGGAUUAUGUCCAGGAUGUAGACUGGUACAAGUUUCUUCUGGAUGCAAACCGGUGCACACCAUCGCCCUCUCUGACUCGCAGGAGUAUGUGCGCCACCAUCGAUCCAGAAGACGACAUAUUGUUCUUCAUUCUGCUGGAGAAGGCAUACUGCUGCUACAGGAAAAGUCUAACAAGCUCCUGCUUCAGGAAGUGGAAGAGUUUCACUGUGCAGAGCAAGAGAGAUACCGCAGUGGUGUCCCUGAAGAUUGACGUGAGAAUGAAGCAGUCUGAGAGGAGAUGCCAGCAGGCCACACUCACCAAAUGGUUGAAAUGGGUAGAAUUACACAAGAUGACCCAGGCUGCUGCUGUCGAGAAACUUAAGAGACUCGUAAACGCCCGUCGCCUUCGACGCAUUAUAGCUGCAUGGAACAAUGUUGCAAUGGAGUCAAGGAGAACAAAAGAAUACCUCAAGAGGUUGGAUAUGAUUUUUUCCGAAACAGUCAACAGAGAAAACCAGACUGGAGAAGAAUGUGACCGACUCUCCAUGCUCCCUCACAGCCUCUCAUUGAAGAUCUUUCAGUAUCUAGAAUUGGGAGACAGGUUGAAUUGUGCUGAGGUUUGCUGGGCAUGGAAAUCUGUACUCCAAUCCAGCACACUGUGGAGCCAGAUCAACGUCUCUGUAGAGAAACACUGGAUAACCGACAGCACGAUGAAACAGGUUCUGCAGAGCUACCGACCAUUUGUGAUCUAUCUGAACCUGCGAGGCUGCACGUCACUGACAUGGAACAGCUUCAGAUGUAUCAGUGAAUGCAAAAAUCUCCAGGAGCUCAAUGUAUCCGACUGUUUUAAUGUCACAGAUGCGAUGAUUCAGGAUAUUGUGGAGGGCUGCCCCUGCCUGCUCUACCUGAACCUUUCCUGCACACUUGUUACAGACAAUACUCUCAGAGAGCUGUCCAGGAACUGUCUCAACCUUCAGUACCUGAGUCUGGCUUACUGCACCAGAUUCACAGACAAAGGAUUUCUGUACCUGACCACUGGGAAGGGCUGCCACAAUCUCCUCCACCUCAACCUGUCCGGCUGCACUCAGAUCACUGUGAACGGGUUCACGCACCUUUCAGCGGGAUGCCCUUCGCUCAGAGAAGUUGUGAUCAAUGACAUGCCCACACUGUCUGAUAACUGUAUCCUGGCACUACUUGCCAGUUGUCGCGAUCUCUCUGCCAUUUCUCUCCUGGAUGCUCCUCAUCUUUCUGACAUCGCCUUCAAAGCCAUCAGCGAAGCAGCCACGCUGAAGAGCUUCAGUACAGAGGGAAACUCCCAGCUCUCAGACGUCAGCUGGAAGGCUCUGUGCAGAGGCUCACAAGGCCUCCUCAGACUCCACGCCGCAAAAUGUUCUAGAAUGACCGACACCAGCCUCAAGUUCAUGGCCACCCUGAGGAAACUGCAGUACCUGGACAUCUCCCUCUGCAGCAAGGUGGGUGAUCCUGGGAUCAAAUAUUUGACUGAAGGCUGGUCAGCCGGCAAAUUGCGGGAGCUGAAUGUCAGUCAGUGCAGUCUGAUCACCGACAUCUCUGUCAUGAGGAUCGCAGACAGCUUGUGUAAACUCUCCCACCUCAACUUGAGUUACUGUGCGAAGCUGACCGACGCGAGCCUGGAGUGGCUGAGAGGCAGCUCCAUCCGCUCGCUUGACCUCAGAGGUUGCAACAUCCAGGACCAGGGGCUGGCUGCCAUGGAGGAGAUUAACCUGACGACUUUAGUGCUCGCAGAGUGUGUCAAAAUCACAGAUAAUGGCAUCAAGAUCCUGUGCCAGAACAUGAAAGAUCUGGAACAUGUAGAUGUGUCUCACUGCGUCGCUCUGUCUGACCUGGCCAUUAGAGCCUUCUCAUUCUACUGCAGGAGUCUGUUCACACUGCGGAUGUCAGGCUGUCCAAAGAUGACCGAUAUGGCGAUGCAGUAUCUGACGGGUGAAGCUCAGUACCUGCGAGAGCUGGAUGUGAGCGGCUGCGUGCUUCUCACAGAUCGCACGCAACGACUCCUAGAGAGGAUCUGCCCCCCGCUGUCCUCCAUCAAGAUGACCUGCUGCAGCAACAUCUCCAGGGCGGCCGCCUUAAAGCUGCAGCCUCGUGUGAAGCACUGGGAGCACAGCAAUGACUACUGCCCAUUCAAGCCUGUACACAACAUGGGCAAGGUUCGGCCUCAAGUAACGAAGCCCAUCAAGACUAUAGACACCUGGGAAGUGGUGGAGCACUCAGUGAUCACCAGAUUAGCGCGUACAGAGAGGAUCUAAACGGAUCUCUACUAGUGCUUUAGAAAAAGAAUCAAUCAAAUAACAGCGGCAGCUCUACAUCAUGUUUUUGUACUAGAUGCAUUUUUCGACAAAGCAACAUUAGAGAUAAUUCAAUAUCAGCC